AUGCCCAGUCUCGACCUCGAGAAACAGCUCACCUUCUAUGGUGCCUACCACCAUGAUAAGGUCAACAAGGGAAUUCAUAUGGUAUUCGUACCAAUAUUACUUAUGACCGGCUUCCUGUUCGGCACGAACACGGGAUCGCUAGCAGACAUCCCCUACCUUCCGCUCAACCUGGGCACGAUUGCCUGCUUCCUCUAUACCAUCUUAUACAUCCUCAUGGAGCCAGUAGCCGGCGCACUGAUUGCUCCGCUCUUGUUCGGCGGAAUGGCCUACAUGAAUCAUCUUCAUGAGGUCUACGGGAUGGAUGCGAAUAAGGUUGCUAUCCUCGUCCAUAUUUCGUCCUGGAUCUUUCAAUUCAUCGGGCAUGGGGCUUUUGAACAUCGUAGUCCUGCACUCUUGGAUAACAUCUUCCAAGCUUUCUUCCUUGCUCCGUUUUUCGUAUGGUUUGAGCUCCUCUUCUCACUAGGCUACCGUCCCGAGCUCAGGAGCAGAAUUGAGACCGCUGUCGUCAAGGAAAUCGCCAAGUUCAGAGCCUCCAAGGAGAAGAAGGCUGCCAACGGUAGCGCUACUAACGGCAAGGCGGAAUAA
Messenger RNA from Orbilia oligospora ATCC 24927, 585 nucleotides. RefSeq lists its product as uncharacterized. The coding region runs from base 1 to 585 and encodes 194 amino acids. The record is from RefSeq and is a predicted model, not a curated record. Gene Ontology annotation, biological process: sphingoid catabolic process. Lineage: Eukaryota; Fungi; Ascomycota; Orbiliomycetes; Orbiliales; Orbiliaceae. The transcript is spliced from 6 exons. Gene Ontology annotation, cellular component: endoplasmic reticulum.